CCUGUUUCUCAUGCUCCUGCUUGUCCUCUCUUCUUAAAUGUGGGUGAUACUGUAAGUCAUGGCUCAAGAAGAAUAUAAGGUCCUCAGUGAUCUUUUGUUUACAUACAGAAGAAGUGUUUUCCCACUAAAGUAUACAGAAAAUCUGACUAAGGAAUAUAUUGACAGCUUGGAGGACUUUGAAAUCAGAGAUGAUGAUGUUUUCCUUGUUACUUUCCCCAAAUCAGGAACGGUGUGGACCCAGAGGAUCAUGACCCUCAUCUAUGAAGACGAGUUACCAGAGAUGAAAGAAAUGAUUACAUACCUCCAAGUACCCUGGCUAGAGUAUCCAGUCAUCGGGGGUUACGACACCCGCCGCUCACCACGCCUCUUUGCCACCCACUUGCCGUACCACAUCAUGCCCAGCGGUAUCCAAAAAAAGAAGGCCAAAGUCAUCUAUGUAUUGAGGAAUCCUAAAGACACAAUGGUCUCCUACUUCCACUUCGCCAGGUUCGUUAAGAACGCGGAGCCCAUCGAAGACUUUGAUGAGAUGAUUGACAAGUUCUUCAGUGGAUGGAUGAUUGGAGGUUCCUGGUUUGAACAUAUACAUGGAUGGCACAACAACCAGGACAAAUUUAACAUUCUCUUCCUCAGCUAUGAAGACAUGAUCAAGGACCUGAGGUCGGUGGUAGUGCGUAUAUGUGAGUUUUUAGGCAAGAACCUGUCAGAUGCAUCUAUCGACAGAAUUGUUGAGAAGGUGACCUUCAGGAACAUGAAGACUGACAACCUGGCCAACUAUGAGUUCCUGCCAGACAACCUUGUGGACAAAACCAAGGGAAAGUUCUUGAGGAAAGGGACUAUUGGUGACUGGAAGAACUCACUGACAGUGGCACAGAGUGAGCGUUUUGACGAAGUCUUCAAUGAGAGAAUGAAGGACCUCCCACUCAAAUUCAUCUGGGACAUCACUGAAAUCCAGAACUAAAUCUCUCCACAAGACAUUAAUGAGAGGACAACAGAAGAAAAUAACAUCCCUCCUCCCAAACUCAAAAAAA
Myripristis murdjan (pinecone soldierfish) is the source of this 1028-nucleotide messenger RNA. Its product is annotated as amine sulfotransferase-like. The transcript is spliced from 6 exons. Gene Ontology annotation, molecular function: sulfotransferase activity. The record is from RefSeq and is a predicted model, not a curated record. Bases 59 to 958 code for a protein of 299 amino acids. NCBI's taxonomy places the organism in Eukaryota, Metazoa, Chordata, Actinopteri, Holocentriformes, Holocentridae.